This is a messenger RNA of Ictalurus furcatus (blue catfish), 4313 nucleotides long. It is a transcript of the gene drosha, whose product is annotated as drosha ribonuclease III. Gene Ontology annotation, biological process: primary miRNA processing; rRNA processing; pre-miRNA processing. The record is from RefSeq and is a predicted model, not a curated record. The coding region runs from base 204 to 4082 and encodes 1292 amino acids. The transcript has 31 exons. Gene Ontology annotation, cellular component: nucleus. Lineage: Eukaryota; Metazoa; Chordata; Actinopteri; Siluriformes; Ictaluridae. Gene Ontology annotation, molecular function: ribonuclease III activity; double-stranded RNA binding.
ACUGAAAUCCGCCCGAAUCCCAAAUGGCUAGAUUGUUUGACACGUAGUGCCCUAGGCAGGGUGUCGGAGGGCCUUUUUGUGCCCUAUGUAGGACACCUAUCUAGGGAGUAGGGAGUGAUUUGAGACGUGGGGUUUUUGCUUGGUGUUUAAUGAGGUCUCGGAGGAAAAGGGAUCCGCUAUAAGAGCGAACUGUUGUUGCUAAGAUGUCCUUUCACCCUGGACGCGGAUGUCCACGAGGGCGGCCUCCACCUCAGAAUUACCCUCCUGUCCCCCUGCGUUUGCCCCCUCCUCAGUCGCUUGCGCCCUCCGUGCCCCCUCCGUACCCCUAUGACCCCUCGACGCCACACUGUUCCGCUUACAGCCCUCAGUGCACCAACACCUACAUGCCCAACAUGCCGCCUCGUCCCGAAUUCCCUCCCUACCCCGUCCCAGCGCCCUCGCAGGGUCCACAGUGCCCUUUGCGCCCCCCUUUCCCGCCCCCGCCGCUGCACCAGGGCUUCCCAGAACCCCCUAAUUUCCCCCCACCCCCUUUGCCCGUCCCUGCAGGUGGCCCCGCCCAAUCUCAGGGCUCAUAUCCUUAUGUCCCGCCUCCGCCUCCUCCUCCACCUUCAAUGCCUCCUUCUGUACCCUUUCAGCCUCCUUACUCCAUGAGUUACCCUCCACAGUCCCACCUACCUCCUCUUCCGCCUAAUUUCUACCCCCCGUCUGAAUCCGGGUCCUUCAAGCCUAUGGAGCAUUUCCAUCACUUCAAGGGCGACAAGUCGCCCGAACGUCCGCGACGUCACAAAAGCUACGGGUACGGUGGGUACGGAGAGCGGCGGGAGCGAGGGCGGAGUCCGGACAGGAGACGACAGGAAGGAGGGCGGUACCGGUCGGAGAACGAGAGGGGCCGGACCCCGCCGAGACACCGGAGCCGAGAGCGCAGCAGGGAGCGCUAUCGUCACCGCGACAGCAGGAGCUCUCCUCCGUCGGACCGGCACAGGAAACGAGCACGCAGCCGCUCAGCGAGCAGAGAGAGAAAACGUGGACGAGUGGAGGAGGACCGAGAGAGAGAGCGAGAAAGGGAUCGAGAAAGAGAGCGGGAGAGGGAGAGGGACAGGGAGAGGAGGGUGGAGGCGGCAGGAGGAAACAGAGAAAGGAGCUACAGAGAGACGGAGGACGAGGAGGAAGAAGAGUUGCUGAAGCCGGCGUGGAUCCGCUGCACACACGCCGAGAACUACUACUCCAACGACCCCAUGGACCAAGUGGGCGACUCGACGGUAGUGGGAACGAGCAAGCUGAGGGACCUGUACGAGCGUUUCGAGGAGGAGCUCGGACGACGGCAGGAACGCGCCAAAUCCUCCCGCCCCAAGUGGGAACCGCCCAAAACCAAGCUGGACCUGGACCAUGACGAGAGCUCGAGCGAUUCGGAGUGCGACUCAGACGGGGACAGCAGUUGCUCCAGCAGCUCCGACUCGGAGGUGUUUGACGUGAUCGCAGAGAUCAAGCGUAAGAAAGCGCACCCCGACCGGCUGCACGACGAGCUGUGGUACAACGACCCGGGACAGAUGAACGACGGUCCGCUGUGUAAGUGCAGCGCUAAGGCCAGACGCACGGGAAUCCGGCACAGUAUUUACCCCGGGGAAGAGACGGUGAAGCCGUGCCGUCCGAUGAACAACAACGCCGGUAAACUCUUCCAUUACAGGAUCACCGUGUCUCCGCCCACCAACUUCCUGACGGACCGGCCGACGGUGAUCGAGUACGAUGAUCACGAGUACCUGUUCGAAGGAUUCUCUCUCUUCUCACACACUCCUCUCACUAACAUCCCGUUAUGCAGAGUGAUUCGCUUCAACAUCGAUUACACCAUCCACUUCAUAGAGGAGAUGGCGCCUGAGAACUACUGUGUUAAAGGUCUGGAGCUUUUCUCUUCAUACCUCUUCCAGGACAUCCUGGAGCUUUACGACUGGAACCUCACAGGUCCAGAGGACGUGGAGUCUCCCGUCUGCCAGAGGUUUCACUUCAUGCCUCGCUUUGUGCGAUUCUUACCAGACGGAGGUAAAGAGGUGUUGUCUAUGCACCAGGUCCUGCUGUAUCUGUUGUGCAGUAAUAAACCUCUUGUUCCUGAGGAGGAGAUCGCGAACAUGCUACAGUGGGAGGAGCUUGAGUGGCAGAAAUACGCAGAGGAGUGUAAAGGAAUGAUCGUCACUAAUCCCGGCAUGAAACCCAGCUCGGUGAGGAUAGACCAGUUGGAUCGGGAACAGUUUAACCCGAACGUCAUCACGUUCCCAAUCAUCGUCCAUUUUGGAAUCCGUCCGGCUCAGCUCAGCUACGCAGGAGACCCUCAAUAUCAGAAACUGUGGAAAAGCUACGUGAAGCUGCGCCACCUGCUGGCUAACAGCCCCAAAGUGAAGCAGAUCGACAAGCAGAAGCUCACACAGAGAGAGGAAGCUCUGCAGAAGAUCAGGCAGAAGAACACUAUGAGGAGGGAAGUGACGGUGGAACUCAGCAGCCAGGGCUUCUGGAAAACCGGGAUACGAUCCGACGUCUGCCAGCACGCGAUGAUGCUCCCGGUUCUGACCCACCACAUUCGGUACCACCAGUGUCUGAUGCACCUGGACAAGCUGAUAGGUUACAUGUUUAAAGAGCGAUGCCUCCUGCAGCUGGCCAUGACUCACCCGAGUCAUCACCUGAACUUUGGGAUGAACCCUGAUCACGCUCGUAACUCUCUGUCUAACUGCGGCAUCCGCCAGCCCAAAUACGGCGACAGGAAAGUCCACCACAUGUACAUGAGGAAAAAAGGAAUCAACACAUUGAUUAACAUCAUGUCCCGUCUGGGUCAGGACGACCCCACACCUUCCAGGAUUAAUCAUAAUGAGCGUCUGGAGUUUCUCGGUGAUGCUGUUGUUGAAUUUCUAACCAGCGUGCACCUGUACUACCUAUUCCCCAGUCUGGAGGAAGGAGGAUUAGCGACGUAUCGCACUGCCAUCGUUCAGAAUCAGCACCUCGCCAUGCUGGCUAAGAAAUUGGAACUGGACCGCUUCAUGCUGUACGCACACGGCCCGGAUCUGUGCCGGGAGUCUGACCUCAGACACGCCAUGGCUAACUGCUUCGAGGCUCUUAUAGGUGCUGUGUAUCUGGAAGGUGGGUUAGAAGAGGCCAAGCAACUGUUUGGCAGGCUGCUGUUCAACAGUGAGGACAUGAGGGAAGUGUGGCUCAACUACCCGCCUCAUCCACUACAGGUGCAGGAGCCGCUGACAGACAGACAGCUCAUCGAGUCGUCUCCCGUCCUGCAGAAGCUGACGGACUUCGAGACGGCCAUCGGAGUUUUCUUCACACACGUGCGUCUGCUCGCUCGAGCCUUCACGCUGCGCACCGUCGGCUUCAACCACCUCACGCUAGGUCAUAAUCAGAGGAUGGAGUUUUUGGGAGAUUCCAUCAUGCAGCUCGUAGCCACUGAGUAUCUGUUCAUCCAUUUCCCCGACCAUCACGAAGGCCAUCUAACGCUGCUGCGCAGCUCGUUGGUGAAUAACAGAACGCAGGCGAAGGUGGCGGAGGAAUUGGGGAUGCAGGAGUACGCGAUUACGAACGACAAGACCAAACGACCUGUCGCUCUGCGCACGAAAACACUAGCCGACCUGCUGGAGUCUUUCAUUGCAGCACUUUACAUAGACAAAGACCUCGAAUACGUUCACACGUUCAUGAACGUCUGCUUCUUCCCAAGAUUAAAGGAGUUCAUCCUGAAUCAGGACUGGAAUGAUCCAAAGUCUCAGCUCCAGCAGUGCUGCCUCACCCUGCGCACCGAGGGCAAGGAGCCCGACAUCCCACUCUACAAGACGCUGCAGACAGUCGGGCCGUCUCACGCUCGCACCUACACGGUGGCCGUGUACUUUAAAGGCGAGAGGAUCGGCUGCGGGAAAGGACCGAGCAUACAACAGGCCGAGAUGGGAGCCGCCAUGGACGCUCUGGAGAAAUAUAACUUCCCUCAGAUGGCCCAUCAGAAGCGCUUCAUCGAGCGGAAGUACCGUCAGGAGCUGAAGGAGAUGAGGAGAGAGCGAGAGCGGCAAGAGCGGGAGAGCGACGAUGCCGAGGACGCUCGCAAAUGAAGAAGGAAAGCAUCACACACACACACACACACACACACACACACACAGUAUAAUAAUCACCAGUUGUGGACUCAAUCCAUCGUUUCCAAGAUGGCCGAAGAGACCCAGCCGAAGGGAACACCGCCUCCUGUCUAUUUGGUUUAUACCGUUAUUUUAAAUAAAAUGUGUUUUUUUAAUGAACUAAUACAUCAAUUGUGAGAAAGCUAUUAUAAAUAAACCAUGCAAACGCCU